CCAGGUUGAUGGGGUUAUCUGUACUUGGCCCUAAGGCUGAAGUUUCCACUGAUUGGUAGGAGCAACUUGUGGAUGCUGUGAAAAUUGAUGGGAAUGUAUGAAAAAGGCUAGGCGUCCAGGAACUAGGCCUUGUGAUAACAAACAACGGCAGCUGCUACCAUGGAGCAGGAGAACCCGCCUCCUCCGGCGACUGGCCGGCAACAAGUCGGUCAAGUCCCCUACAAGCAGGAAGGGCUGCUGCUGCGGCCUUCGCGGCCGACGAACGCUCUCGUCUGGUGCUUCGCCAUCUUCUGCUCUGCCUUCAGCCUCCUGCUCAUACUCACCGGCGUCAUCACCCUUAUCGUCUUCCUCGCCGUGAAGCCCAGACACCCAUCUUUCGAUAUUGCAAAUGCGAGCCUCAGCAGCAUCUACAUCGACUCGCCGGGCUUCCUCAAUGGGGAGCUCUUCAUCCUCGCCAAUUUCACGAACCCAAAUCAGAGAAUCAACAUGGGGUUUGAGUAUUUGAACAUCGAGCUCCUCUUCCAUGGCACGCUGAUCGCUGCCCGGGCCAUCAAGCCUUUUGGGCAGAGGAGCGGGGAGUCGAGGCUGCAGACGAUACAGAUGGUGUCGAGAGGGGUCCCUCUGCCAUCGAUGCUCUUGUUGGAACUUCAGCGACAGGUGAGGAACAACAGAAUUCAGUAUGAGAUCAGGGGAAACUUCAAAACCAGAGCAGGGUUUGGGUUGAGCCACAUCACGUACUGGAUCACUAGACAGUGCUUCGUUGAGCUCACAAGCCCACCUAAUGGAGUCUUAGUCGGUCGUAUCUGCACAAUGAACUAAUGGAAAUCCUUAUCUUUUUCUCUUCUUUUUUCUCAUUCCCUCUUCUGUGCCUGGGAAUGCAGGAUUGCAGGGUAUUUGUUUUCGUAAACAAAAGCUAUAAAUGGCACUCAAUGCUGUAAAGCCAAAAUUCGUUGGUUGUAAGAACAACAAAAAGAUCAAGCGAAAGAACAAGUUGUUCAUGGCGUGAAAUCCACAUACAUCAUUCUGUUACAGUUGAAAUUUAUGAUACCAAAUGUAUUUUACAGCACAUUGAAAUGAAGAAGAAUAAUGGCAGGAUCCUGUAUUUUUCAGCAC
Molecule: messenger RNA, 1113 nt
Organism: Nymphaea colorata (pocket water lily)
Lineage: Eukaryota; Viridiplantae; Streptophyta; Magnoliopsida; Nymphaeales; Nymphaeaceae
Exons: 2
Coding region: 160-819 (219 amino acids)
Cellular component (GO): plasma membrane
Source: RefSeq, a predicted model, not a curated record